Coffea eugenioides is the source of this 3427-nucleotide messenger RNA. Its product is annotated as transportin MOS14. Lineage: Eukaryota; Viridiplantae; Streptophyta; Magnoliopsida; Gentianales; Rubiaceae. The transcript is spliced from 24 exons. Gene Ontology annotation, biological process: protein import into nucleus. The record is from RefSeq and is a predicted model, not a curated record. Gene Ontology annotation, cellular component: nuclear membrane; cytoplasm. Bases 228 to 3278 code for a protein of 1016 amino acids.
UGGUAGUAUUUCUUCAACGCCCUUUGAGGCCCCUGGUGUAGGUAAUAAAUAGCUAAACGAUUUACGAAAACACAUACAGACUCACUCUGAAGCAGGAGGAGGACAUGGUGCUGUCUAAACUUACAGGCGUCGUCCUCUCAUUUUUUGCCUUUCCUAUUGAUGAUUGACUAUAGCCCUUUGCUCUUUAGAGUGUUGGAGACUGGAGAGGAGGAGGAGGAGGAGGACGGAUGGAGCUUCAAAUCAAGGUCGCUCAGGCCGUUCACCUCCUAAAUCACGACACCCAGUCAUGUAACCGCGUGGCCGCGAAUCAAUGGCUUGUUCAAUUCCAGCAGAGCGACGCCGCUUGGGAAGUCGCUACUUCCAUUCUCACCUCCGACCACCAUCAGCAAUUUGAUUCGGAUUAUGAAGUGGAGUUUUUUGCAGCUCAGAUUCUCAAGCGAAAGAUCCAAAGUGAAGGAUAUUAUCUACAGUCCGAAGCAAAAGAUGCUUUGCUGAAUGCUCUUCUGUUGGCUGCUCGAAGAUUUAGUGCUGGCCCUUCAAAGCAGCUAUUGACACAAAUCUGCCUUGCUCUCUCCACACUUCUACUUCACGCCGUAGAGCAUGGGAGACCCAUUGAGAAGCUUUUCUACAGUGUGCAGAAUCUGCAAAGUCACGAAGGUGGCCAUAUUGCUGUCCUAGAGAUGCUUACGGUCUUACCGGAAGUCUUUGAGGAUCACAUCACCAAUAACUGCAAAACUUUGACUAUUCGAUAUGAAUAUGAACAACAGCUUCUCUUGCAUACUCCAAUGGUCAUUGAGUUCCUUCUGCAGCAAUCUGAGAAGAGGUUUGGAGGUGGCGUUCAACUUGCUGACACCAAUAAAAAGAUAUUGCGUUGCUUGUUAAGUUGGGUUCGAGCUGGCUGCUUCUCGGAGAUUCCAGCUGCCUCAUUGCCAUCGCAUCCAAUUCUUAAUUUUAUUUUUAAUGCUUUGCAAGUCUUCUCUUCAUUUGAUCUGGCUAUUGAAGUUCUUGUUGAACUUAUGAGUCGAAAUGAGGGUUUGCCACAAGCUUUGUUAAGCAGAAUUGGAUUUCUAAAGGAAGUGCUUCUUCUUCCAGCUCUUAAUACGGGAGAUGAGAAAGUGAUUGCUGGUAUUGCUUGCUUGAUGUCAGAAAUUGGUCAGACAGCACCAUCUUUGAUUUUGAAAGCAAGUCCUGAGGCACUAAUACUCAUGGAUGCUCUAUUGAGUUGUGCUGCUUUUCCAGGUGAAGAUUGGGAAAUUGCUGACUCAACCUUGCAGUUCUGGUCAAGUCUUGCAGGUUGCAUUCUUGGGCAUGAUUUGAGUGGUGGAGGAGAUAGAAAGAAUAUUCAAGAAGUAUUUCUCCCUGCUUACUCAGCUUUACUUGAUGCUCUUCUCUUGCGGGCACAGUCUUUUGGACAGGUGAACGAUUCUAUGUUUAAUGAUGAUGGAGAAACUAUUGAUCUGCCUGAUGGCCUUGUUCAAUUUCGGAUGAAUUUGGUGGAACUUUUGGUUGAUAUCUGUCAGCUUCUAGGCUCUGCUGCAUUUGCUCAAAAGAUCUUUCUUGGGGGAUGGGUGUCUUUCAAUGUGCAGGUACCUUGGAAGGAGGUGGAAGCCAAAUUGUUUGCUCUCAAUGUGGUAGCUGAAGUAGUUCUCAAAGAAGGUGCAAACUUGGAUUUCUCUGUUUUAAUCGAAUUGGUGACAAUUUUGUCCAAUAGAACGUCUGAUGACCUCAAGGGCUUAAUGCUUAUGGUAUAUAAAUCGGUUGCAGACAUUAUUAGUUCCUAUUCAAAGUGGAUAUCUGCUUUCCUGACUAAUGGCAGGCCAUUACUGCUUUUUCUUGCCACAGGGAUUUCAAAACCUUUCUGUUCAAACGCUUCUUCAUGUGCCCUGCGCAAGUUCUGUGAAGAUGCUUGUGCAAUCAUGCAUGAACCUUCAAACUUGGAAAUCUUAAUCUGGAUUGGAGAGAAAUUGGAAGAGAGGCACUUUUCUCUUGAGGACGAGGAAGAAGUAGUUGGUGCAAUCACUUUUGUUGUUGGUUCUGUUCCUAACAAGGAGCUGAAGAAUAAUUUGUUAGUUAGAUUACUUUCUCCAAGCUAUGAAGCUAUUGGAAAGCUUAUCAGUGAAGAACAUAAGCAUUCUUUGAGGCAAGAUCCAGCUAUAUAUACUCGGCUUAUCUACUCUGCUAGAAGAGGACUAUAUAGAAUGGGAAUUGUAUUCAAUCAUCUAGCAACGCAUGUAUCCAAUGGUCCAUCUGUAGACAAUUCUAUUCUUGUGCUACUGGGGGUGUUGUGGCCAGUGCUUGAGAACGUCUUUCAAUCAGAACACAUUGAGAAUUCAAGUUUAUCUGCUGCAGCUUGCAGGGCACUGUCUCAAGCAAUUAAGUCAUCAGCUCAUCACUUUGUGACACUAGUGCCCAAAGUUCUAAAUUGUUUGUCAACAAAUUUCACAUCAUUCCCAAGUCAUGAGUGCUACAUCAGAACAGCUUCUAACAUUAUUGAGGAGUUUGGGAGUAGAGAAGAAUAUGGGCCUCUUUACAUCUGCACUUUUGAGAGAUUUACCUAUACAAGAUCAAUAAUUGCUCUUACGUCUUCAUACAUAUGUGACCAGGAGCCUGAUUUGGUGGAAGCCUAUACUAAUUUUGCAUCUGUAUAUGUCAGAAGCUGUUCCAAGGAAGUAAUAGCUGCCUCUGGCUCUAUUUUUGAAAUAUCCUUCCAGAAGGCUGCUAUAUGUUGUACAGCCAUGCAUCGAGGUGCAGCCUUGGCAGCAAUGUCAUAUAUGUCCUGCUUCUUGGAGGUUGGCCUGACUUCUUUGCUGGAAUGUAAAGCUUCUGUUGCUGAAGAAUCAGUUGAGGCAAUGGCAAUACAAGUCAUAUCUCACAGUGGUGAGGGGCUUGUAUCAAAUCUGGUGUAUGCUUUGCUGGGUAUUUCAGCACUGUCAAGGGUUCACAAGUCUGCAACAAUCUUGCAACAACUGGCUGCGGUGUGCAGUUUAAGUGAAAGAAUGACAUCAAAAGCUGUUCUUUGUUGGGAGUCUUUACAUGGAUGGCUACAUUCUGCAGUGCUGGCUCUACCAGCUGAUUACUUGAAGCAGGGAGAGUCUGAAUCUCUUGUGCCAACUUGGUUGAAGGCCCUCGGUGCUGCAUCUUCAGAAUAUCUUGAGAGUAGAUGCCGUGAUGGAGGAAAGGAUAAUCAUGGGUUAUUAAAUGGGAAAGGGGGAAGAUUUCUCAAACGGCUGGUUCGAGAAUUUGCAGAUAGCCACCGGAAUUGUUCAUACCUAGCAUAAGUUUUGCUCAUAAUUUCAGACCUGGCUAACAUCAUUGACUAUGAAAUCCCUUCCAUUUGCAUGAUUCUCAUUCUUUUGUAGCAUAACCAGUGUAUAGUAUCUCCAAUUUUGUUGAUGCAUUUAGAGAAUUGUAAGUACCUUUUCUCCCA